AUGCUGGAUGGCGGCUUGGGAAAGUUGCAGAAGCGGAUGCGGGGCCAUUUCGGCGACAGACUGAGUCCCGAUGAUGCAUAUCUAAGCUAUCAUGACAUUCGCUUGACACGCGAGGAUAUGCAAUGCUUAAAGAACGAUUGGCUCACCGAUAACAUUAUCUCAUUCUGGGAAGAAUACCUUGAACAUGAAUUUCUGGUUCAGUACAAGACCUCCCAUAUCGUCCUUCUCCGACCAAGCAUGUCGUUCAUGCUGUUCCAGACACCGGAUCCUCGCACCCUUCGUUCAGCUCUGCCCGAUUUCUCGCAGACAACCCAUGUCUUCCUGCCCAUAAAUGAUUGCAAUAACAAGAUGCAAGCCGAGGGUGGCACGCACUGGUCGUUGCUCUUGAUCUCCAUUGUUGAUGGGGUCGCGUUCCACUAUGAUUCGCUGGUCUUUGGCAAUCAUGACGAGGCCCGAUAUGUCACCGGGCAGUUUAGUAAACUGCUGGGACGCCCGCUGGCCUUUCAGCACCUAAGAGAUUCUCCCCAGCAAGACGGCGGCAGUGACUGCGGCGUAUUUGUCUGUAUGAACAUGCGUCACAUCCUACUCAAACGACUUCUCAUGGCCAGCUCGAACGAGAAAGUGAGUAUGAGCCUCGGCGGGAAAAAGGUCGAUGCCCACGCUGCGCGCAAAGAAAUGGCCAAGAUUAUCGAAGGCUUCCGCAAAGAAGGGGAGAGGCGAAGAUCGUAA
Messenger RNA from Penicillium diatomitis, 729 nucleotides. Its product is annotated as Ulp1 protease family protein. Bases 1 to 729 code for a protein of 242 amino acids. The record is from RefSeq and is a predicted model, not a curated record. The transcript is spliced from 6 exons. Gene Ontology annotation, biological process: proteolysis. Lineage: Eukaryota; Fungi; Ascomycota; Eurotiomycetes; Eurotiales; Aspergillaceae. Gene Ontology annotation, molecular function: deNEDDylase activity; cysteine-type peptidase activity.